CAACGUUGUAGAGAAUUAUCCCCAUGUCACUACUUAGGGCAAAUAUUUAAAUAAAUCGGCUUCGAAAUAACUCAAUUUACCACAAUUUCGAUUUUAUAAUUCAUUAUUAAUAAAAUAAGGUUUUAUUAAUCGAAUUUUAAUGGGGAUGGUGCGUUUUUAAAGGGGUUUGGUGUGAAAUUUUGUUAUGGUGACUAACCUGCAUUACGUCAUUAUCCCGAAAUGAAAUGGUGUACGUGAACGGGCGUUGUAAAAUAAAAUAAAUAGGAUUUAUUGAUAAUUGCCGGCGUAAAUAAAAUUAUAAUCGAGUGCAAUUUUUACCCGGUUUUUAGUUUUUAGUGCUGUAAUUACUUAAGUAGCAAAAUGUCUGACAGAAGGGCAGAACUGGAAAGGAAAAAAGCAAAAUUGCAAGCAUUAAGGGAAGAGAAAGACCGAAGGCGAAGAGAAAAGGAACUCAAAGAUGUUGAGGAGGCGGCAAAUCGCACUAUUUUGGGAGGCGGAGGCGACAGAAAAGAACUGGACGAGAUGCUCAGCUCCCUUGGCGUUGCCCCCGUCUCCGACGUUCUUUCCAGCAUAUCCAGUGCUAAUUCCCUCACUCCAGAGCACAGUAUGAACCACACGCCCGAUACUUCCUUGCAACCUCACAGUCUACCCAACAAUGUGUUGGCAUCGAAGAAACGAUUGCCAUCGCUAACGGUGAAUGCUGUCCAAACAACAAAUAUUCCUCCCAAGGAAGUCGUACUUUACACCAAACAAACGCAAACCAACACCACGGGAGGUCACGAAAGAGACGGCUACAUGGAGGACUGGUGGAGGCCUCGCAAAGCUCAUGCAACCGAUUAUUACGACGAAUACAACCUAAAUCCGGGUUUAGAGUGGGAGGACGAGUUCACAGGCGAGGAAGACGAGGGCAGCUUACCGCACAUGGGCGGCUACGGGAGCAAGCUGCCGCCGGGAAUUUUACCGCACGGUCUCCCCCAAGUCAAGGAGGUGCAGCCGGCUCAGACGCAGCUCGAACAGGAGCAGAACAAGCAGGAAGUCAAAGAGGUUAAAGAACUGAGCGAGGAGCAGAAGCAGAUGAUCAUCCUUUCGGAGGAGUUCCAACACUUCAUGGACAGGGCGGGGCGCGUGAUGGAGCGCGCCAUCUGCGAGGCGGUCGACAUCUACACUGACUACAGCGGCGGCCCGGGCGAGGACGGCCAGGACGAAAAAUCCCACCAACGUCUCGCCCUGAACCGCUGCUUCUACGACGAGAGGUGGUCCAGGAACCGCGUGGUGACCUCGCUGGACUGGUCCACGCAGUUCCCGGAGCUGCUCCUGGCUUCCUACAACCACAACGAAGAGUCUCCCAACGAGCCGGACGGCGUGGUGCUGGUGUGGAACACGAAGUUCAAGAAGUCCACGCCCGAGUACGUUUUUCACUGUCAGAGCGGCGUGCUGUGCACGACUUUCGCGCGUUUCCAUCCCAACUUGAUUCUGGGCGGGACUUAUUCGGGACAGAUCGUGCUGUGGGACAACCGGGUGCAGAAGCGCACGCCCAUUCAACGGACGCCGCUGUCCGCGUCUGCGCACACGCACCCGGUGUACUGCAUGUCGGUGGUGGGUUCGCAGAACGCGCACAACCUGAUCAGCGUCUCGACGGACGGCAGGAUGUGCUCGUGGUCGCUGGACAUGCUGGGGCAGCCGCAGGAGAUCCUCGACCUGCACCGGAUGCAAUCGAAACCGGUCGCGGUCACCUGCCUCGACUUUCCUCACUCCGACAUCAACAACUUCGUCGUCGGCAGCGAGGAGGGCUCGGCCUAUUCCGCCUGUCGCCACGGAGCCAAAGCAGGUAUCUCGGAAACGUACGACGGGCACCAGGGCCCGGUGAUGGGGGUGUCCGUGAACGGCGUGCAGGGCGGCAUCGACUUCUCGCACAUGUUCCUCACCGCCUCCAUCGACUGGACGGUGAAGCUGUGGAGCCUGAAGGACUCGAAGCCUUUGUACUCGUUCGAGGACAACGGCGACUACGUGCUGGACGUGAAGUGGUCGCCCGCGCACCCCGCCAUGUUCGCCGCCGUCGACGGCAGCGGCCGGCUCGACCUGUGGAACCUCAACCAGGACACGGAGGUGCCCUCCGCAGGGGUGGUCGUCGAGGGCGGCCCGGCCCUGAACAAGGUGUCGUGGACGCCGAGCGGGCUGCACGUCACCGUGGGGGACAACCAGGGCAAGAUCUGGGUCUACGACGUGGCUGAGAAUUUCGCGCACCCCCGCCACGACGAGUGGAACAAAUUCCUGUACACGACGCAGGAACUGCGCAACAAUCAGGUGGACGACGAGCUGGAAAAACUCAACUAUUCCGUGUCCAGCACGGCACUGUCCUCCAUCUCCUCAGUGCCGCCCAUGCGAUAA
This is a messenger RNA of Brassicogethes aeneus, 2388 nucleotides long. Lineage: Eukaryota; Metazoa; Arthropoda; Insecta; Coleoptera; Nitidulidae. The record is from the annotation of a GenBank genome assembly.